AACUUGAUCUGAUCGAUCUCUUGCGGAGCCCCAGAGAGCCGUGGGGGACCCCUGCUUCCCGUCCCCUGCUCAAUCCCAGUCGACGCUUGUGCCGCCUGGAAACAGGUGAACUGGAAGAGGUAGUCGGAGUUGCUUCAUAUGGGCUUUUUGUUGCUUUGACUGGGAUUUCCUACGCUCAAAAUUCCAGUGUUUAAUUCCGACUGUGCUGCUCUUCUGGAUCUUUACACUCUGGAGUCAAUUGGGAGUUUAUUUUGGUGUCAGCAGUCACGCAUUUCCAUGGAAUCGCUGGCUGACAGUUAACAUAUCAAACAGUACAGCUAGACGGACCAGAUCUGAACACCCUGCAAGCGUAAAUCUGCAUCGGACCCAAAGGAGCAGAAUCAGCCCCAGGCUCAGAGUCAUCCAGGAACCAUCUGACAGACAGAAGGCAGUGCGGCUUUAUAAAAGGUCCCAGACUCUGCAAUGUGCUCUCUGACUCAGUGGAGAUGAGUCUUACAGAGAAGCACUAUGUUCUUCACACAGAGACGGUGACUCUUCCAGCCUUGACCCAAAUCACAUGCUAAAAUUCAAUAGCAAUACAUUACACUACCCUUGACAUAAGGCUCCUAGCUCACAAUCUGAGAAAUUCCUGCAAUGAAUUUAGUAUGGGAACGGUAUGUAUCAGCCAGCACCAUGGAUGGCCGUCACACAGCAUUGGGAGACCCCAGUAUGAGAACAAAUGCAUCUGUAAACCCAGUCUGACCAUAGCUGUAGAUGACAUCUGAUGAGCUUCUUCUAAACCCCUGAAACUAAAGGUUGUGGGUUGUGGAGAUGGAUCGGGAGAAUCAGUCUGCUGAGCAGUUUUUUGGAAACACCUCUGCCGGUGAUUCCUGGGAUAAGACCGUCCUCUUGGGUUUGCAGGUUUCCCUCUCAGCCAUCCUGGCCAUGGUUACCCUGGCUACAGUGCUCUCUAACGCCUUCGUGGUCACUGCCAUCUUUCUGACACGGAAGCUACACACUCCGGCCAAUUUUCUGAUUGGUUCUCUGGCGGUGACAGACCUCCUUGUUUCCAUCCUGGUCAUGCCCAUCAGUAUCGUCUACACGGUAAGCAAGACCUGGUCCUUCGGUCAGAUCGUGUGCACCAUAUGGUUAUCGUCUGACAUCACCUUCUGCACAGCCUCCAUCUUGCACUUGUGUGUCAUCGCUCUGGACCGCUACUGGGCCAUCACGGAUGCGCUGGAGUACUCCAAGCGGCGCACCACGUGCCGUGCUCUGGCCAUGAUUGCUGUGGUCUGGAUCAUCUCCAUCUCCAUCUCCAUGCCUCCACUCUUCUGGCAGCAAGCGAAGGCCCAGGAGGAGGUUACGAUGUGCGUAGUGAACACGGACAAGAUCUCCUAUACGCUCUACUCUACCUUCGGGGCCUUCUAUGUGCCUACUGUACUCCUGGUCAUCCUGUAUGGCCGCAUCUACAUAGCCGCCCGUUCCCGGAUCUUCAAGACGCCCUCGACCCGGGGCAAGCGCUUCACCACCGCGCAGCUCGUCCACAAUUCGGCAGGUUCGUCCCUCAGCUCCAUCAAUUCCACCUCUAACCAGGAGGGGGCGCACUUUCGGCCUGGGAGUGGCAGGGCCGUUGAAGCGGGGGUCGAGGUGGGUUUGAGUGGCGGCUCGCCCCUUUUCACCAACAGCGUCAAGGUGAGGCUAGGUGACGCCAUUGCUGAGCGAAAGCGCAUCAGCGCUGCCCGUGAGAGAAAGGCCACCAAGACUCUGGGCAUCAUACUAGGUGCCUUUAUCGUCUGCUGGUUGCCCUUCUUUGUAGUCACCCUGGUGAUGGGGAUCUGCAAGGACUGCUGGUCCCACCCAGUGCUCUUUGACGUCUUCACCUGGCUUGGCUACCUGAACUCCCUCAUCAACCCUGUGAUCUACACAGUCUUUAAUGAUGAGUUCAAGCAGGCUUUCCACAAACUCAUCAAGUUCAAGCGCUGCAACUGAAGAGCAUCGUGAGGCCUUCUGUACUGUCCUCCUCCAGCUCCCCCGCUCGUGUCUGUGUGAAAACAGGAUUAAGAAUCAGCAGAUCCCAAUGUGAUGUGGUGUUUGUCAUUUCAUGAGCAUAUGCUACAACACACAUUUUGUUGUUGCUUGUUGUAUCUGCCUGUGUGUUGGAUCCUGUGCCGAAAGUGAAUUUUCUUUUAAAUGCAUGCAGAACACAACUGCGGACACCUAAUGCUGGCCCUGCCCUUAUUGUAGGUGUCUGCAGUGGGUAUAUGCAGGAUUAUCGCCUCUUUAUGGAUCCUAAGUCACUCAAAUGGUUCUCAGAAGGGAGCUUAAAGGACUUUUUCUUAAUAGCUGUGAUGUCUGUACUUUUCUGUUCUUUAAUGCUAAUGGUCAUGAAAGACUGAAACAUGGAGUGAAGCCGCUCUUCAGGAACAGAAAGAGACAGAAAAUUCCCCAGGAACUACAGCUCUCCAGUUUCCUCAGACCCUACAGCUUCCCCAGCCACUACAGCUUCCCCACACCCUACAGCUUCCUCUGGCACUGCAGCUUCCCCAGCCACUACAGCUUCCCCACACCCUACAGCUUCCUCUUGCACUGCAGUUUCCUCAGACCCUACAGCUUCCCCAGAC
Molecule: messenger RNA, 2600 nt
Organism: Brienomyrus brachyistius
Lineage: Eukaryota; Metazoa; Chordata; Actinopteri; Osteoglossiformes; Mormyridae
Gene: htr1d
Product: 5-hydroxytryptamine (serotonin) receptor 1D, G protein-coupled
Exons: 2
Coding region: 811-1968 (385 amino acids)
Biological process (GO): vasoconstriction; smooth muscle contraction; G protein-coupled receptor signaling pathway, coupled to cyclic nucleotide second messenger
Cellular component (GO): dendrite; plasma membrane
Molecular function (GO): neurotransmitter receptor activity; G protein-coupled serotonin receptor activity
Source: RefSeq, a predicted model, not a curated record